This is a messenger RNA of Talaromyces stipitatus ATCC 10500, 2191 nucleotides long. Its product is annotated as proteinase, putative. The record is from RefSeq and is a predicted model, not a curated record. The transcript is spliced from 6 exons. NCBI's taxonomy places the organism in Eukaryota, Fungi, Ascomycota, Eurotiomycetes, Eurotiales, Trichocomaceae. The coding region runs from base 1 to 1971 and encodes 656 amino acids.
AUGGGUUUUCUCGAGAAUCGACUAGAGGGCUCACCUCGUGGCAGAAGACUGUCCUACUUUACAGCGGUCCUCGUUACCAGUGUUUUAGCAUCGGCUUUCCUUUUCAAUGCGCGACACUGGACAUACCAUGCUCGAAUUGACGAGCAAGUACAGUCAACAUUAGACGAGCACUCCGAAUUUGCAUGGCACCAUAUCCCAGCGACAUCAAAUCUCAUCUACUACCCCUGCUAUGGAGAAUUUCAAUGUGCUCGUCUGGAACUCCCAAUGAAUUGGAACCGGACAGACGGUGCUGGUGAAAAGAUUGCUUUAGCAAUUGUCAAGCUACCAGCUAGAGUGCCUAUCAACGAUAAGCGGUAUGGAGGACCUGUUUUAAUCAACCCAGGCGGCCCAGGAGGUUCUGGCGUGUCCCUUCUCUUGAGAUGGGGUCAACGAAUUCAAACUAUCAUCGACUUCACCUCUGGCCAGCCAGAACCUAGUGACGAUAAGGGCAAGUAUUUUGAUAUAGUUGGUUUUGAUCCUAGGGGAACCAAUAAUACCACGCCGACCUUUUCAUGUUUCCCAGAUGCACAAUCACGGUACGAGGCCAAAUUGCAGAUGGAAGCAGAAGGUGUGAUGGGCAGUUCGGACAGCGCAGUUCACCAAAUAUGGGCACGCUCUGAGGCCUUAGGUGCGGGGUGCGUAAGAUCAGACAAGGAUACAGAGUGGUUGGGUAAUUUUAUGAACACAUCUCCUGCUGUCUUAGAUAUGGUUGAAUUCAUCGAACGGCACGGCGAAUGGCGCGAACACGAAACCGAAAGGUUAUUAUCCGAGAAAUCUGUUCAGCUUGCUAUUGAUGAAACAGAAGCGGCCGUCAAACAACGGAAUGCCUGGAAGAGAGGCAAAGAGAAACUAUUGUAUUGGGGAUUCUCCUACGGCACUAUACUCGGAAUGACAUUUGCGGCAAUGCAACCUCAUCGAAUUGAACGCGCAGCUAUUGAUAGUGUCGUCAAUGCCACUGAUUACUAUACCGGUUCCUGGCUGUCAAACCUGCAGGAUACAGAUUUGAUCAUGAACAAGUUCUACGAGUACUGCCACGAAGCGGGCCCCGAAAGUUGCCCAUUCAUGUCCGGAGAAACUGCAGCUGAGUUGAAGCAGAAGUUUGAAAACUUGCUAACUUCGUUGAAAGAGGAUCCAAUCGUGGUCCCUGGAUCUGUUGGUCAACCGUGGGAUAUAGUCACCUACAGCGAUCUAGUCCUCCUGUUAUCCGACACGCUAUAUGCUCCAUAUGUAUACUUUGACUUCUUUGCAAAGGUUCUUGCGGAAAUUGCUCAGAAGAACGGAACAUCACUACUAGAAUCUAAGAGACAACGCCAUAGGGAGGCAUCACCGGCGUCUACUGGUUGCCAGGAAGAUGCCAGCGGAAGAGACUGCUACAGCGAUGCACACGAGGCUGGCAUUGCAAUACAAUGCACCGAUUUGGUUGACGUAAAAGAUAUCAGCAAAUCCUCUUUUUAUGACUAUAGAGACACACUUAGGAACCAAAGCAAGGUCUUAGGGGACGCUUGGUCAGCUAUUGCAAUGGUCUGUCUAGGGUUCAAGGAGAGACCGGCAUGGCGGUUUGACGGUGAAAUCGGCGGUGAGACGUCGCAUCCGUUGUUAUUUAUAGGAAAUACACGGGAUCCGGUAACCCCUCUAAGAAAUGCCCAUUUGAUGUCCACCUUUUUUGCAAACUCAACUGUCCUCGAGCAGCGUUCCGAGGGUCAUGGUUCAAUUAGUGCCCCUUCACUAUGCACCGCGAAAACAGUACGGAAAUAUUUUCAAACAGGUGAACUACCGAGUACGGGUACAGUUUGCGAGGUGGAUGAACGUCCAUUCCACAUUGGCAAAAGCAAUUAUCAGAGCCAAUCACUAUCUUCCAUGGACGACGAUAUAUUGAGAACAGCCAUACAAACACUUAGCAGAGAGCCCAGUGUGUCCGAGCCCUGGUUCUGACGUGCAUAUGCGAUCUCUGCGCAAGAUCAGUCGUGCAUCUGCUGUCGGUGAAUAUAUUGAUCGCAUUUCGGGUUUGACUAAACCCGGUAUGAGGGUUGUUGUGGUCAUAAUAAUGAAAGGAAAAAGAGGCAUAUGCUAAGCAUGGGUAAAUAUCUUCAAAGCGGAACUAUAGGUCUUAUUUUUAUGCACAUAUAAUGCUACAAACCUCAGAAGUCAUGAA